UUAGCGGGCGCGGCCUCCUGUCAGCCUUGCGGGGUAGGCGGAGGAUGAAGGGGCUGUCAUACGAAGUGGGCGGGGUUACGCUGUCGUUGUGCCCGGUGUUAUGGCGGCCGCUGCGGGCACUGUGAAUGAAUUCUCCGGGCGGAAGAGGAACAAAAAAGAAACCGGUGGCCCCAGCGGCAGAGACAGGUCCCGGGCCCCCAGCGCCUCCACCUCCCCCAGAACACCCGGUCCUGACUGCCCCGCCUUCUCCGCAUAAGCGGAACCUGUACGUGUUUUCGUACCCGCUCCUCGCAGUCUUUUCCCUGCUUCGCUUCCUGGCCUUCCACCUCGGUCUGCUUUUCGUCUGGUGCUGCGAGACACUUUCCCGCAGGGUCAUGGCGGACAAGAAGAACCCCUUGGCCCGCACGCUUACGGACUCUUCGUGCAGGACGGCAACUGCGGCUCAGGACAGACGGUCGGAAACCGAUGUUGUGCGGGGCUAUCACCAACAGGCCUUUCAGUAUAUCUCCAUGGCUCUCCGUAUCGACGAACAGGAGAAAGAUGAGAAAGAGAAAGCUGUUGAAUGGUAUAAGAAAGGCAUUCAAGAGAUGGAGAAAGGCAUUGCUGUGCCAGUCACUGGGCAAGGCGAGCAGUAUGAUAGAGCACGUCGUUUACAAGCAAAAAUGACUACAAAUUUGCUUAUGGCAAAAGACCGUCUGCAGCUACUAGCGAAGCUGCAAGCUGAUGUGCAAGCUCAGAACGCACAAAUGGAGGUCUAUAGUGACCGUGCAAACCUACCUUGCCGCAAUGGACAUCUCAAGCCAGAAAAAGGUGCUGUUCCAAAAAAGAGAGAUCCACCAACUCUUACUAGUACCUCAAUUUCACGUGCAAAGUCCUUCCCUAAAAGUACAUCACCUGGUAUUUCAAAUCACAACCGGAUACCUGGUACGGGUGUACCCUCUACAAACAGACAAGCUGGACUUCAUGCAAACAGGGGUGUUGGAGGAAAAAACAGCACUAGACCAGGCACCAAACCAACAACGCCUUCUACAGGUGUGAAGAAAAAGGACAUUAAGAACUUAAGAAACGUCGAUAGCAACCUGGCAAAUGUGAUUCUUAAUGAAAUUGUUGACAGUGGACCAUGUGUUAAAUUUACUGACAUCGCAGGCCAGGAACUAGCAAAGCAAGCCUUGCAGGAAAUCGUAAUUCUCCCUUCCAUAAGGCCAGAGCUAUUCACUGGACUAAGAGCUCCUGCCCGAGGGUUAUUGCUGUUUGGACCGCCUGGAAAUGGCAAGACUAUGCUGGCAAAGGCAGUUGCAGCUGAAUCAAAUGCAACUUUUUUUAACAUAAGCGCAGCAAGCCUUACUUCCAAGUAUGUUGGAGAAGGGGAAAAGCUUGUGCGUGCUCUCUUUGCUGUGGCUAGAGAACUCCAACCAUCCAUUAUUUUCAUAGAUGAGAUUGAUAGCCUUUUAUGUGAAAGAAGAGAGGGAGAGCACGAUGCCAGCAGGCGAUUAAAAACAGAAUUUUUAAUAGAGUUUGAUGGUGUACAGUCUGGUGGAGAUGACAGAGUUCUUGUCAUGGGGGCAACAAACAGACCUCAAGAACUUGAUGAAGCAGUUCUCAGGCGAUUUGCAAAGAGAGUAUAUGUAUCCUUACCAAAUGAAGAGACACGCCUUUUGCUUCUUCAAAAUCUUUUAAGCAAACAAGGAAACCCACUUUCUGAAAAAGAGCUGAGUCGACUGUCACGACUGACAGAAGGAUACUCAGGAAGUGAUAUAACUGCUUUGGCAAAAGAUGCUGCCCUUGGACCUAUCAGAGAGCUGAAACCUGAGCAAGUUAAAAACAUGUCUGCUAGCGAUAUGCGAAACCUUAAGUAUUCUGACUUCAUAAAUUCGUUGAAGAAAAUUAAGUGUAGUGUGAGCCCUUCCACCCUGGAUUCUUACAUUAAAUGGAAUAAAGAGUUUGGGGAUACAACUGUUUGAAACAAGACCUUUUUUGUCCAAUUCUGGAGUCCUUAACGUCAAGCUCGUGGGAAGAAAUUCAGGUUUUGGAAGAUUUGGGAGGCAAGGGGAAACUUCAAAUUGUGCACUAAACGUUUUAGAAACUUCAAAAAACUGAUGGAAAUUAAUAAAUUAUGCUUAGCUAGAGAUUUUGACUUUUUUUUUUAGAAUUAAGAUUUACUCAUAGGGCAUUCUCACUGUAUACUGAAGUACUUAAGUGGGAGCCUUCAGCAUUUUGAUCUGAACUGAUAUUCUCGGAGCUGAUUGCUGUCCAUGUACACCAUGUCACAAACUUGCCUGCUCUGGUAACUUGGCAACAGGAAGACCCGUGCCUUGAGUUCACGUUCCUGCUUACUUGUGCGAGCUCCUUUUCUUUUUAAUAACUUAAUAUAUUGUACACUCAUUGUUAUGUACUAAUUAAACGUUUUUGUAAAUUUGUACCUUUUUGGGGGAGGUGAAUGGCAAAGGGGUAAGAAUAAAUAAAAUAAAAGUUCUAUAGUAAUUUUUGGCCGUGUUUUUUUGAUAUGUGCCAAAGGAAACAAUUUAGUGAUGCGGGAGAUGACAAAGUUUAAGAAAGCAAAUAAACAUGUGAAGCAACUGGUUUGCUUUA
Molecule: messenger RNA, 2589 nt
Organism: Spea bombifrons (plains spadefoot toad)
Lineage: Eukaryota; Metazoa; Chordata; Amphibia; Anura; Pelobatidae
Gene: SPAST
Product: spastin
Exons: 17
Coding region: 126-1961 (611 amino acids)
Cellular component (GO): microtubule cytoskeleton
Molecular function (GO): microtubule severing ATPase activity; ATP binding; ATP hydrolysis activity
Source: RefSeq, a predicted model, not a curated record